AUGCGCGGAAACCUUUUGAAAUCUGGAGCUUCUGAUAAGCUGUUUCAAGGAAGACGACGCCCUCUUACCAGAGCUGAAUCUCCUCCGAUUCUACCACGAACACUCUUCAAACGUACCGCCGUUAUCCCAAGCAUCUACAACCUCAACCCACCAAACCCACCAACGAACCGAAAUAUUGAUUGCAGGUCAGCGGGACACCCAAUUUCGACUGGACCGAGUCAAGCCAACGGCGGAAGGUCUUCAGCCCAGGCCUCGCUUGUACAGGAAACUCGACUCGAGUCUACAACCAGCACCAAUCUGAGAAACACCGACCCUUCAACUGCCGACAACUUUGAUAAAUUCAGCUUCGAGAUCAGACCUCAAGGGGUCACUUCCGGAGGAACACUUCUCAAGACAGCAUAUGAUUCCUUUUGCCCGGGAACCCUUCUCGCCUCUUCGACGGCACAGAAGCUCAAUCUAAGGAGAAUUCCAGGGCAGCCAGGAAAGCCGUAUGCAGCGUGGACUCCCGCUGGCUACAUCGAGAUAGAAGAAUUUGUCCGGGUUCAUGCCGAGGUUCCAGGUUUGGACAUCAAGCUCGGCGACUACAACUUUGGUAUCGUCCCAGACAAUGUAUUGCAACAUUGGGGUAGUGAAAUACUAGUCGGCAGUAAGCCAUUUGAGAGGCUUGUGACGGAUGAUGGUUUGUCGACGGAGAUUCACAACGCCCUUCAGCACAUCGUCAAUCGACAACGACCGUUGAUAGCUGUCGAAUCAGCAUUGUCUGUGACCAACUAUGAGCAAGGCAGUCAACUCGGCGACGCGGCCCCUGGAUCCGGCAUAGAAGACUUUGGUGGAAACUCUUCAUUCCAUCCCACAUCCAGUGAGGACAACGCGUCUGAGUUCUCGACACGUCUGACGUACCCGUCUUCUGGACCACCGCUUCUAGGACACUUGAAUCUAUUGGACUCAUCGACAAGUAACGCCUUUGAGACAAUGGCAACAACAACUCAAGGCCAAACGCCCUUCGGGUAUAGAGAGACAUCCAACAUGGCGGCGUGGACGCCUAAUGAGUUCUAUACUUGGCCAACUUCUGACGUUCCAUCCAGACUACACGAGCUCCAACUACCGCACUUUAUGGGGCAGGUACCUUUGGAGGAAACUGCAAACUCGAAUGUUUAUCAGGACCCUCACUGUGGCAGUGAGGGCUGA
This is a messenger RNA of Colletotrichum orchidophilum, 1188 nucleotides long. RefSeq lists its product as uncharacterized. The record is from RefSeq and is a predicted model, not a curated record. Lineage: Eukaryota; Fungi; Ascomycota; Sordariomycetes; Glomerellales; Glomerellaceae. The coding region runs from base 1 to 1188 and encodes 395 amino acids. The transcript is spliced from 3 exons.